Molecule: messenger RNA, 1264 nt
Organism: Pterocles gutturalis (yellow-throated sandgrouse)
Lineage: Eukaryota; Metazoa; Chordata; Aves; Pterocliformes; Pteroclidae
Product: zinc finger protein 532-like
Exons: 3
Coding region: 2-754 (250 amino acids)
Source: RefSeq, a predicted model, not a curated record
AAUGAAGAAACAUCCAUGUCGACAGUGUGACAAAUCCUUCAGUUCAUCCCAUAGUUUGUGUCGUCACAACCGUAUCAAGCACAAAGGCAUUAGGAAGGUGUAUACGUGCUCGCACUGCCCAGAUUCUAGACGCACUUUUACCAAGCGGUUGAUGUUGGAGAAACACAUCCAGUUGAUGCAUGGCAUUAAGGAUCCUGAUGUGAAAGAAAUGACUGAAUCAAGCAAUGUGGAAGAAAGGGAAGUAAAAGAAGACACAAAGGUUCCUAGCCCAAAGCGUAAAUUGGAAGAACCUGUACUGGAAUUCAGGCCUCCACGAGGUGCAAUCACUCAGCCCUUGAAGAAGCUAAAGAUAAAUGUUUUUAAAGUUCACAAGUGUGCUGUUUGUGGCUUUACAACAGAAAAUCUUCUCCAGUUUCACGAACAUAUUCCUCAGCAUAAAUCCGACGGCUCUUCGUACCAGUGCAGGGAAUGUGGACUCUGCUACACAUCCCACGUGUCCCUCUCCAGACAUCUCUUCAUUGUACAUAAGCUGAAGGAGCCUCAGCCAGUAUCAAAACAAAAUGGGUCUGGGGAGGAUAAUCAGCAAGAAAAUAAACCCAAUCAUGAGGACGAAUCGUCUGACAGUACGGCGUCAGACAGGAGAUGCAAAGUGUGCGCAAAGACUUUUGAAACAGAAGCGGCCUUAAACACCCACAUGAGAACACACGGCAUGGCCUUCAUCAAGUCAAAACGGAUGAGUUCAGCGGAGAAGUGAUCCGAUUGCUGGGGACACAGAAAUCUCUCUCCACAUUGGAAUACUAAUGACAUUUUUGCUACAGAAAGUUCAAGGUAUAAUAGCAUUAACAGUACUGUUCAGGCUGUUGCAGUAUGUUCUGCAUAAAAGCGUCCCCUUCACCUCAUUGUACCCCCAGAACCAUUGAAGCAGUGUUUGAGUUGAAGAGAGUUUGUAUAUAUUUAAACUAAUAACUUUUAUACUCUUUGUUAUGUGUUUGUAUCGGUAUCUAGUGGAAAAUUUGGUUUUUUCUGUUUUGUUUCUGGUUUUUUUUCUAGUAAAUUUCUUUAAAACAGAGUUCUGAAUGCUGGGGCAGUUCCUUAGGUUCUCUUAAACUGUUUCUUGUUUGAAUGCUUCUGAAGGAAGGUUUAGCUAAUGGAAGUGCAUCAGGAAGCCGUGCUUGGAGGGCAGUGGGGAGGGGAAGCAAGCUAAGGGGACAUUUUAAAUUCUAAGAACUCGUGCUUCUAAAUGUCUGAGGAAGCUUUUUAACUU